Messenger RNA from Stomoxys calcitrans (stable fly), 932 nucleotides. RefSeq names its product probable N-acetyltransferase san (gene san). Gene Ontology annotation, biological process: mitotic sister chromatid cohesion. The record is from RefSeq and is a predicted model, not a curated record. Lineage: Eukaryota; Metazoa; Arthropoda; Insecta; Diptera; Muscidae. The transcript has 3 exons. Gene Ontology annotation, molecular function: acyltransferase activity, transferring groups other than amino-acyl groups. The coding region runs from base 143 to 685 and encodes 180 amino acids. Gene Ontology annotation, cellular component: NatA complex.
CGUCGUAACGCCUCGGCUUCGUACUCUGUUCCACAAGCAUAGAGCGGCAAUAAUUUUUGACCGUGUUCUCCAAAUUUGUGAUAAAUAAAACAUAAGAAUAUUAAAUAUUCUAAUUUUCUAGCAUUACUCUAACCAAAACAAGAUGACCAGAGCCAGUAUCGAAUUGGGCGAUGUAACUCCCCACAACAUAAAGCAAUUGAAAAAACUCAAUACUGUGGUGUUUCCCGUAUCCUAUAACGACAAAUUCUAUGUGGAUGUCUUAGAGGCUGGUGAAUUAGCGAAGUUAGCCUAUUACAAUGACAUUGUGGUGGGAGCAGUGUGCUGUCGCAUUGAUACUUCCGAGAAUCAGAGACGAUUGUAUAUAAUGACAUUGGGAUGUUUGUCACCAUAUCGCAGACUAGGCAUUGGUACUGUCAUGUUUCAGCAUAUAUUGAACUACGUGGAGAAGGACGGUAAUUUUGAUAGCAUUUUUUUGCAUGUCCAGGUGAAUAAUGAAAGUGCCAUUGAGUUCUAUAAGAAAUUUGGCUUUGAAAUUGUGGAAACCAAAGAGCAUUACUAUAGACGCAUUGAACCCGCUGAUGCUCAUGUACUGCAAAAGACUCUGCGCAAAACUGACCCUGAGGCCAGCCAACCAACAAGUGUUCAAUGCAAUGGCCAAACAGAGAAAAGAGACAAGAAAGCUUAAUGGCAAGAAGCUGGACUACUUAAAAUUUGACGUUUGCAUGCGAACGUUACAUCCCACGCAUCCGCUCCUUUAAAAACACACACAUACACACAAGCGCAUCCGUUCACUGGAACCAGUUCUCAUGAUUUGUAUAAACAAAUAAGAAAAACAAACGUAAACACAUCCUUUAACGAAUGCAUCAACCCAGGAUGAUAAUUUAAUGUUAGGCUAUCUAUUUAAAAUAAAACAAUCGUAUGUACAACAUUAA